Molecule: messenger RNA, 9378 nt
Organism: Coregonus sp. 'balchen'
Lineage: Eukaryota; Metazoa; Chordata; Actinopteri; Salmoniformes; Salmonidae
Source: the annotation of a GenBank genome assembly
GUGUGGAGCAUGUGGACGUCCUGCUGUAACUGGUUCUGUCUGGACACUGCCAUGGUGGAGGAGAGCAACAGCAGCACGCGUCACCAGGCCUAUACUAACUCAGGCUACAACAGCUACCCGUCGCCCCCACUCCCGGAACACACGUGCAAAGCCUGCGGAAGCCGCUUCGUCACCCUAGCCAGAAAGGUACCUAAAAUCCUCUCAGCCCACCCUUUCCCAAAUCCGGGCUUUAAGAUCUGUUGCACUUCAGGUUUUUCAUCCUUCCUCUCUAAUCAGUGGUUGAUUCAGACCUGGCCAAUUAGAAAUUGAUCAACAUUGAUUAAAGGGAUAUUGCGAGAUUCUGGCAAUUUCUACUUACCCAGUGUCGGAUGAACUCAUGGAUAAAAUUUUUAUGUCUCUGUGUCCAGUAUAAAUGAAGUUAGAGGUAGUUUCGUGAGACCAUGCUAACUAGUGUUAGUGCAAUGACCGGAAGUCUACUGGAACGGCUAGCUUGCCGAGAAAAGAGAACCAGCAAUACGCCAGUCCUCAAGGCUAGACUCUGAGUAUCCAGUCAGCUCUUAGCUUUUUUCCACACCCUUCAAUACAUCCAUUAUCUAGUGGAGGCAUGAAAAGGGUGAAACCAAUGCAAUGGUUAUGUACUUUUCUGUACCUGAACCGGCCUCAGUGCAAGAUUAUGUUGUCGGUGUCAAGUUGCAGCUAGAGUUGGCGCAAAGUCUGGGACAAGUUUUAAAAGGAACUCUUUUGGCCCCAUCAUUUACUGUUUUGUGAAAUUGUUAUUUCUGAAUAAGUUUCAGUUGGGAAUUGUAACGGCCAAGGAGGAAAAUCAGCUAGCAGACACAUGAUUGAUAGUCAUUGUGUGUCGGUCUCCUCUCUCUCUCCGCAGCAUGUCUGCGUGGACUGCAAGAAGAACUACUGCGGUAGGUGUUCGGCCCAGCUUGAGCCCCGGCCGCGCCUUUGCCAUACCUGCCAGCGGUUCCACGGCACGCUUUUUGAGCGAACCGAGCUGAUGAAGCUCAAGGUGAAGGACCUGCGCGACUACCUCCACCUGCACGAGGUCUCAACGCAGAUGUGCCGUGAGAAAGAGGAACUGGUGGAGCUGGUCCUGGGACAGCAGACACCGUCACCCUCUGACCCAAUCAUAAACCCUCUGACCCAAACACAGACCCCCACCGCGACCCAGCAUGAGACAACUCCUCCUCCAGCCCCCACCACCACCCCCACACACCCCGACUCCACAUCCACCUCCACAGACCAUGUCCCUUCACAGCCGCCACCCACUCAGGAGGACAGUCAGGUGAGGCCCGAACCCACCAUACCACACACGACUAACCCCUUACCCCUGUUUAUCUGUCAACCAUUCAUUUACCAUUUUGUCCAUCGCCUCACUUUUUGAGUUACGUAGCAUUAACAAUAGCUUGAGAAUAGAUUACCUACUUUCUGUGUGGCCCUUCCAGUUAGAACAUGGCUAACUCUAGCUCGCUAAUAUAGUGUUUUGGGUGUGUGGUGGGUUUUUGCUCGUAGACCCCGUCUGUGUUGGUGCCCUCGGGUCCUGAGGAGCCACUGGACACUGAGGGAGAUACAGUGCUGCAGGGAGACACAGAGCUACAGGUACUACAGCCUGACCCUGAUCUUGAAAGCAUCGCCAUUGUUAGGGCCAGGAGUUUUUCCCUGGUUGUGUCACGUGGUGAAGAAAAACUCUUGGCCCUAGCCAUGGUACUACUAUAGCAGCGAUGGGCUUCCUCUCCUUAGCUCUGGGCCUGUAUUCAUAAAGCAUCUCAGAGUAACAAACAGAUCACCGACCAUUUUGAAUCCCACCGUACCUUCUCCGCUAUGCAAUCUGGUUUCCGAGCUGGUCAUGGGUGCACCUCAGCCACGCUCAAGGUCCUAAACGAUAUAAUAACCGCGAUCGAUAAAAGACAGUACUGUGCAGCCGUCUUCAUCGACCUGGCCAAGGCUUUUGACUCUGUCAAUCACCACAUUCUUAUUGGCAGACUAAAUAGCCUUGGUUUCUCAAAUGACUGCCUCGCCUGGUUCACCAACUACUUCUCAGAGUUCAAUGUGUCAAAUCGGAGGGCCUGUUGUCUGGACCUCUGGCAGUCUCUAUGGGGGUGCCACAGGGUUCAAUUCUCGGGCCGACACUAUUCUCUGUGUAUAUCAAUGAUGUCGCUCUUGCUGCUGGUGACUCUCAGAUCCACCUCUACGCAGACGACACAAUUUUGUAUACAUCUGGCCUGUGUUAACAAACCUCCAAACGAGCUUCAAUGCUAUACAACACUCCUUCCGUGGCCUCCAACUGCUCUUAAACGCUAGUAAAACUAUUGAACGCUGCUUGCACCCGCCUGCCCGACUAGAAUCACGACUCACGGCGGGUCUGACUUAGAAUAUGUGGACCACAAAAAAUUCCUAGGUGUCUGGUUAGACCGUAAACUCUCCUUCCAGACUCACAUUAAGCAUAUCCAAUCCAAAGUUAAAUCUAAAAUCGGCUUCCUAUUUCGCAACAAAGCCUCCUUCACUCAUGCUGCCAAACAUGCCCUCGUAAAACUGACUAUCCUACUGAUCCUUGACUUCGGCGAUGUCAUUUACAAAAUAGCCUCCAACACUCUACUCAACAAAUUGGAUGUAGUCUAUCACAGUGCCAUCCGUUUUGUCACCAAAGCCCCAUAUACUACCCACCAUUGUGACCUGUACGCUCUUGUUGGCUGGCCCUCACUACAUAUUCGUCGCCAAACCCACUUGCUCCAGGUCAUCUAUAAAUCACUUCUAGGCAAAUCCCCGCCUUAUCUUAGAUCAUUUGUCACCAUAGCAACACCCACCCGUAGUAUGCGCUCCAGCAGGUAUAUCUCACUGGUCAUCCCCAAAGCCAACACCUCCUUUGGCCGCCAUUCCUUCCAGUUGUCUGCUGCAAAUGACUGGAACGAACUGCAAAAAUCUCUGAAGCUGGAGACUCUUACCUCCCUCACUAACUUUAAGCAUCAGUUGUCAGAGCAGCCUACCGAUCACUGCACCUGUACACAGCCCAUCUGUAAUUAGCCCACCCAACUACCUCAUUCCCAUAUUGUUAUUUACAUUGUUAUUUAUUUUGCUCACUUGCACCCCAGUAUCUCUAUUUGCACAUCAUCUUCUGCACAUCUAUCACUCCAGUGUUAAUACUAAAUUGUAAUUAUUUUGCACUAUGGCCUAUUUAUUGCCUUACCUCCAUAACUUACUACAUUUGCAUACACUGUAUAUAGAUUUUCUAUUGUUAUUGACUGUGCGUUUUGUUUAUCCCAUGUGUAACUCUGUGUUGUUGUUGUUUUCAUCGCACUGCUUUGCUUUAUCUUGGCCAGGUCGCAGUUGUAAAUGAGAACUUGUUCUCAACUGACUUACCUGGUUAAAUAAAUAAAAUCAAAUAAAAAAAGGAGUGCUGAUCUAGGAUCAGCUCCCCCCUGAUUCAUUAGUCUAAAAGACAAAACAAUAGCUGAUUUUUAGAUCAGCACUUGAUUUUAUUUUAUUUUAAAAUACAUCAAAAUGUUGCAACAGAUACAUAUACAAACAUUUCUGAGGAUUAUAAACACAGUCUAAAGACUUGUUUCCUUUGUGGUCCUGUGUAGCUCAGUUUAGGUCAUGUGUAGCUCAGUUGGUAGAGCAUGGCGCUUGCAACGCCAGGGUUGUGGGUUCGAUUCCCACGGGGGGCCAGUAUGAAAAAAUUUAUGCACUCACUAACUGUAAGUCACUCUGGAUAAGAGCGUCUGCUAAAUGACUAAAAUGUAAUGUAAAUGUCCUCUAUUUGAAGGCAAGGGCUGUAGUUAAAAAAACAAGUUACAUGGGCACUGCCAUAGAUUCAUUCAAUGUGUCCAAAUAUUUAAAGGUAUACAAAAUAUAAAAUAUACACAUCUAAUAAUCAUCCACUAACACAUUGUGGUUUACACUUGGCUAGGAGGCUAUCUCAACAUUAACCAUGCCUUGCAGGAGUGGUUGAACCUAAGACUGGCAGAAACAGUUUUUAUCUCAGACGGGAGUUUGUUCCACUCUACCACUGACGUAUAUAAAAAUGUGUUUUGACCAGUACAGCUCUCGACUCUACAUUUUUAUUUUUUAUUUUUUGGUCAUUUAGCAGACGCUCUUAUCCAGAGCGACUUACAGGAGCAAUUAGGGUUAUGUGCCUUGCUCAAGGGCACAUCGACAGAUUUGUCACCUAGUCGGCUCGGGGAUUAGAACCAGCGACCUUUCGGUUACUGGCACAACGCUCUUAACCACUAAGCUACCUGCCGCCCCAAGUCUGUAUUACUGCCUCUCGUGAUACUAGAUACUGGGGAACAGUACCCUACAUGAUUGUAUGGGCCAAUUCCAACUUCAGCUGAAUAACCCUUUUAUCAACAUUAGCCACUGUAGUUCACAGAGCUGAGAAGGUCCAACAUGAGCCUGAGGGCUAAGAUUCAGAAUGACCCUUACCAUUUUAUUCCGAGCUGUCUGUAGCUUGUUCUUGAGGAACUACUGUACCAGGUAGUGCACACAACCAAAAAAUCUAAGUGAGGCUGCGCUAAUGCUGCUAAAAGGGUUUUCAAGGUCCCUUUAUCUAGAAAAGUAUUUCACAGUUCUUGGCUCAUACUCUGAGACGCUUCAUGAAUACAGGCCCUGAUCUCAGAUGGGUCUCAGAACCUGCUUAGGUUACUAGAUAGAUUUGAGUUUUUACUAUGUGCGCCCUAUACAGAAUGAGAGCAAACGUUCUGUGAAAUAGAGGCCUAUGACAUUUACCAGAUUUGAACUCCAUUGAUGCAAGAUGGGUUUCCUCCUCUAAGCUUUUAACUGUGAUGACCAGAACCUGCUUUGGCAGGAAGUUAUUAAAGGCUAGCAUUCUCAGAAAAGGUAAAGGUCAAUAUGACAGAUUUACUACGACUUACUAUGUUAAAUAUUAACUAAAUUAAGGAAGUUGACCGUUGUAUUAUUUGUUUGCAAAUCCGCACAACCUCUCUGGUUAAUGGUGGAAACUUUGGAUUUAGAACUGUUGGUUGGAUCAUUGUAAAUAUCAGAAAGAGGAGUGUCGUAUAUGUUUAUUGUUCUUGGUUUCUGUGCCAGUCUGCCAUCUAUUCAUAGUUAAUCUAUCAUUCUCGCCUGUCAUGUUGGCGGUGAUGGGGUUUUGAAAGGGUGUCAGAAGGCCCGGGGUUGGUUAGGUUUUGGUCAAAUACGAGGUGGAGAUAGACGAGGGAUAAUGUAAGGGGUUUCGAAACAAUUUUACCUUUUAAUUUAUCAUUUUAAUUUCAAAUGUAAUUUUAAGACGUUACCGUAUUGAGUAUGUACAUUUUAGCCAACAUGUAUUACACUACAUGUUUUAAUGUAUUAAUCUUUGGCACAUGCCAUUAGGCUAUAGGAUGAUUGAAAGUGUUAAGAUACAGCUGUGAUAGAGUAAGCAAGGGUUCAAUAUGGGGUCAAGAUAUGGUCUGCGUUUUCACUGGACACAUUGGCUGAAGGACAAGUGUAAUUUCAGACUUUAAAAAAAAUAAAAAUAAAAUUGAAAGGGUGUCUCUUCUUGACAUGAUAUGGUGAGUUUAGAGAACCCUAUCGCUAGGCCUAUAUAUUUAGUUUACUCACUGUAGGACAUAAGGCUAGUGACUGUUUUAGACCAUCCAGUGCCAUUGUGCUCAGACAGUCCCAUUGUAGAGCAGUGUUUUUUGUUGUUCGAUGGCUGGCUGCCCAUGUCUGCAUGGUGUGUCCCAUUAUUCACCCGUCUGUCAGGAUGUUCCCCUUGUAGCGUAGCCAAGCAUUAAUCUAUUCGUAUCCCCACUGAUGGAUAUCAGCUUUGGCAUGUAAUGUGGCGUGUUGCCAUUUCCCGCACUGUGGCUGUGAAAGACCCAUGUGACUGACACUGUUCCUCUUAAUACAGUUUGGGUUGGGAUAGCUAAACAAGAUAGUUGGUGUUGUCACACGAUGACACGCAAGUUGUCGACCUAGAGAUCUCAAAGAACCAUAAUAAAUCUUGUGGUGUAGGUUCUAGGCCCGUAUUCAUAAAGCGUCUUAGAGCAGUAGUGCUGAUCUAUGUUGUUAUUAUUAAUAAUCUAAAAAGGCUAAACUGAUCCUAGAUCAGUACUACUCUGAAAAUCUCUAUGAGUAUGGGCCCUGUUCACAGUUAGUGUAUGGGUUCCUCUUAAUCGAUCAUUCUGACAUUCAAACAUGAUGGCUGUCAAUGUGAUGUGAUUGUUCACGAUUUCCGUCUGACCUUAGAAAAUCAGGAAUAGCCUACCAUUUGUGUCAUUCCAUUCUAAUGAACCUGUAACCUUUUUCACUACAUGUUCUAUAUUACACCAAUCAUCAAGUACUGGGGCGCGUUCAGGAGGGUGCAACGUACUGAACAUAGCUGUUAAAAAUGUCACAAAUCGAGCUGACUUGAUACCUUACUCUUAGAUGCACGUGUUAGUUACAGAUCAAUGCAUGUCCGUUUUACAGGCCCUUAACACAAUGUAUCUGAACGUUCCACAACAUUGGUCCCUAUUGAACGCAACUCUGAUUUGUUGUUGCUCAGUCCUCAGACACAGAGGAGGUGCUGGCGCCAGGCCGCAGGGCGUCGCUGUCAGACCUGGCCACGGCGGAGGACAUCGAUGCCCUCAGCGUCCGGCAGCUCAAGGAGAUCCUGGCCCGUAACUUUGUCAACUACAAGGGCUGCUGCGAGAAGUGGGAGCUAAUGGAGAGGGUCACCCGCCUCUACCACGACCAGAAGGAGCUCCAGAAUCUGGGUAAAUGAUUGGGAUAUAUGGGUUUUUUCCCUACCGGCAUCAUAGUUGAAUUGGGGUGUGUUUACUAGGAACGAAACGGAAUCAAACAGGAUGAAACUGGGAGGGACAUACCUGAAUUUGUCCAAUAAGUAACUCCUUUUUGUUGAAAAAAAUAUUCUGUUGCAAAUACUACGGUGUGCACUAAUAGAUACACCACAGAUAGUACGUUGUUUUGGAUAAGAGUAUCUGCUGAAUUACUCAAAUGUAGAGGAGUGUAAUAUGAGACAUCCUAUUUGGACUUCUAUUACAGAAGCUCAGUGUUUUCGCUUUCUCUCUUAGCUAGGUUACUGUAGGGCUAAUAUACAGUGCGUUCGGAAAGCGUUCAGACCCCUUGACUUUUUCCACAUUUUGUUACGUUACAGCCUUAAUUGAUUAAAUAAAUAAAAAAUCCUCAUCAAUCUACAUAAUGACAAAGCAAAAACAGGUUUUUAGAGUUUAAAAACAGAAAUACCUUGUUUACAUAAGUAUUCAGACCCUUUGCUAUGAGACUAGAAAUUGAGCUCAAGUGCAUCCUGUUUCCAUUGAUCAUCCUUGAGAUGUUUCUACAACUUGAUUGGAGUCCACCUGUGGUACAUUUGAUUGAUUGGAUAUGAUUUGGAAAGGUACACACCUGCCUAUAUAAGGUCCCACAGUUGACAAUGCAUGUCAGAGCAAAAACCAAACCAUGAGGUCGAAGGAAUUGUCCGUAGAGCUCAGAGACAGGAUUGUGUCGAGGCACACAUCUGGGGACGGGUACCAAAAAAUGUCUGCAGCAUUGAAGGUCUCCAAGAACACAGUGGCCUCCAUCAUUCUUAAAUGAAAGAAGUUUGGAACCACCAAGACUCUUCCAAGAGCUAGCCAAAAACCAGAUGGGUGCACUGACAGCGCUCCAGAGUUCCUCUGUGGAGAUGGGAGAACCUUCCAGAAGGACAACCAUCUCUGCAGCACUCUACCAAUCAGGCCCUUAUGGUGGAGUGGCCAGACGGAAGCCACUCCUCAGUAAAAGGCACAUGACAGCCCGCUGGGAGUUUGCCAAAAGGCACCUAAAGGACUCUCAGACCAUGAGAAACAAGAUUUUCUGGUGUAAUGAAACCAAGAUUGAACUCUUUGGCCUGAAUGCCAAGCGUCACGUAUGGAGGAAACCUGGCACCAUCCCUAUGGUGAAGCAUGGUGGUGGCAGCAUCAUGCUGUGGGGAUGUUUUCCAGCGGCAUGGACUGGGAGACUAGUCAGGAUUGAGGGAAAGAUGAACGGAGCAGGUUCACCUUCCAACAGGACAACGACCCUAAGCACACAGCCAAGACAACGCAGGAGUGGCUUCAGGACAAGUCUCUGAAUGUCCUUGAGUGGCCCAGCCAGAGCCCGGACUUGAAACCCAAUCGAACAUCUCUGGAGAGACCUGAAAAUAGCUGUGCAGUGACGCUCCCCAUCCAACCUGACAGAGCUUGAGAGGAUCUGCAGAGAAGAAUGGGAGAAACUCCUCAAAUACAGGUGUGAUAAGCUUGUAGCGUCAUACCCAAGAAGACACGAGGCUGUAAUCGCUGCCAAAGGUGCUUCAACAAUGUACUGAGUAAAGGGUCUGAAUACUUAUGUAAAUGUGAUAUUUUUUAUUUAUAUACAUUUGCAAACAUUUCUAAAAACCUGUUUUUGCUUAAUCAUUAUGGGAUAUUGUGUGUAAAUUGAUGAGGGGGGGGGGGACAAUUUAAUCCAUUUUAGAAUAAGGCUGUAACGUGGAAAAAGUGAAGGGGUCUGAAUACUUUCCGAAUGCACUGUAUAUAAUUAUUAGAACCUCCGAUACCCACUUCAGCCGAGGCAGCAACACUGCAGGCUCAAUGACGACGUGCUAUCCCAACCUGCACCACAAUAUGUUUGUAGUUUGCAAAACUUCACAAAUUAUGGAAAGGCAUCUAAUGAUAUGGCAUGUGCAUUUGUUUGUCUGAUUUCGAGGCUUGGCACGUGCAGCAAAUUUAAAUACCUCUCAAAGAAAGUGUUUUACUAUUACUGAGGUUUCAAUCUUGUAAAACAACAAGGAAUUUCUUAACUUUUUAAUUUCUUGCUUGUUUUAUUAUUACAUCUUUGAAAAUGAAUUGCAUCAUUCAAUUAAGUUUUUUCUUUUCUUUUUUUCUUCCCCGUUUCCUCCAGUUUCAAAUACAAAUGACGGCACAGGUGAGUUUCUUCCCCCCCCUGUGCUUCAUGCAAAGCUCCCCAAGAUGAAAGUUUAAACUCUUAAAGACUGAUCUCAUCUGUUUGGCAUGACAAUGGUGAUAGCGCAACAAUGGUGAAAGUGCCUUGAACAAUCAAUUAUGAACUAUAGGUAUUAUAACUCUCCGAUUUUAAUAAAUAAGUGGUUGUUUCUUUCUCCCAGACCCCAGUGGUACACCUGGCCAGGAGGAGAACCUGUGUAAGAUCUGCAUGGACUCUCCUAUUGACUGUGUCCUGCUGGAGUGCGGCCACAUGGUCACCUGCACCAAGUGUGGCAAGCGGAUGAACGAGUGCCCCAUCUGCAGGCAGUAUGUGGUGCGCGCCGUUCACAUCUUUAGAUCCUGAGACCCAUGCCUUGGGAACCCCCCCUCCCCCCCUCCAAACACACACCUCCAGUAAUUAAACAAGGGACUUGCUACAUGUGGCCUUUACCACCCAUAUACUAUACCGGAG